GUGAGUGACAGAGACAGAGACAGAGACUCUAAGAGCCAAUACUCUAAGCCAUAUAGAACCUUGUCAUAGGAGGUAUAAACUUCUUUUCUGACAUGAUGAACAGUGUAGCCGGAAAUAAUCUUUAAUCCCACAGUUUUCCCCCUUUUUAAUAAUCAGAUGUCACAGCUCCUGUUUAUCCAUCAGGCUCAACAGUUGGCUUCAAAGUUGCAGUUCUUUUCUGAAACAGGAAGGUGAAUUGGACCUCAAGAAGGUUUGGAUUAUUUGUGCAUGAUUGUGUGUUAAAGUGUAAACGUAAGGUGCUCCAGUGCGUGUGGUCUUCAGUUUCAAAAUCUGGCUGUUCAACGGAAUGCAUCUGCUGCCGUUCAUUUUAUUCUGCCUCAGUCUCUGUUCUUCUGUGCUGAGUGCAGCAGUAACACCUCCAUGUAGUUCUGUAUACAGGGGCUUUGCUGAAUGUCUGGUCACUCUGGGUGACAGUGUGAGCUCCAAAGCUGAUAACCCACAGGACAUCAACUCCAUUUGCAAGUCAUGGGAUGCUUUCCAGGUGUGCGUGAGUGGUGUUUUGUCAGGAUGCCGAGGUGAUGCAGCAGAAAUUUGGGAAUCUUUGAGAGCGGAGUCCAGGAAAACAGCGUUUGCUGGUAACCUCUACGACAUGUGUGCCAGUCGUACUGAAGCUGUGACUGCAACCACACCUCUGGUUCCCAGCGCUGAUCAAAGCAACCAGGAAACACUCAAAGGACUCGCUCGUUCUGUCAGCCACUCAGUCAGUAAAGAGCUGCUGAUGUGCUUCUCUCUUCUCCUGCUGCUUUGGAUGUAACCUAUUCAUGUAACAUAGCUGAACUGAUGCACGUGACAGUGCUACAAGCACAUACAUGUCUCUGCGUAGACUCUUUAUGUUGGUAUAUUUGAUUUAAAUUCAUGUCUAAUUUAAUAUGUAAGCUCUUUGGUAAGAUAUUCAAGACACUUAUGUAUUUGCUUGUUUAACAAUUAUGACAAAUAAAUCAGUGAUGUUCUGUACUCAGAUCUACUGGAUUGGUACAAGAU
Molecule: messenger RNA, 1041 nt
Organism: Carassius gibelio (silver crucian carp)
Lineage: Eukaryota; Metazoa; Chordata; Actinopteri; Cypriniformes; Cyprinidae
Product: neuritin-like protein
Exons: 3
Coding region: 347-814 (155 amino acids)
Biological process (GO): neuron projection extension; nervous system development
Cellular component (GO): plasma membrane
Source: RefSeq, a predicted model, not a curated record